CUUGAGAUUGUAGUGUCGGGUAUUCCAGCACAGGCUGCUGGACACACUGCGUAAUACAGCGAAUUUCUCGCCUAAUUAUUCUGACUUGGCUCUACUUGUUAUCGCGCUUGUUUUCUCAUAUCCGCUUCCGAAGCUGUGUCUAUCUUCGAAGGCCUUUCACAAUGUCAACCCAAUCACCUACUCCUCCAACGCCAAAGGGUCCUCGAAACAAUCGUCGGAAUUCGAAAAGAAAUACCACCCCCCUGUCUCAGAAGGUCACCUUACUGGCAACCCCGCCCUCGUCGCCACCACGGAAUCAGAGUCCUGGCGGAACUGCCACGGACUCUUCUUUCAACUAUAACCCUAGUGCGUCUAAGAAGAAGCCUGCGCGGACCAACAGAAAACCUCGCGAUGCAUCAAGGGCCUCUCCUAUUUCUAGCAACGGGCAUCGGCAUACCUCAUCGCACUCACACAAUCUUUCCACCCCACAAGCAAAGGACAGCUCGCAUUAUGCAGGUCCUACUUUUCAUGCAUCGCCAGCGCCGUCCGCUCUUCCAAUACCAAGCUUUUUUUCCAAGUCGUUGCCUGAGUCGGACAUCUCUUCGGGGCUAGAAGCCGACAACGACAAUCUCGAUACCAGUCCAGAAUCAGAAAGUACGCCCUCCAAAUCUAGAGUGCGUCCGGUCUAUGAGGACGAAGGACGCAAACCCACCCCACUCGAUUUUCUCUUCAAAGCUGCAGUUGAAGCUCGAAAUACUCAGCAGCCGCAUAGCCCGGAGUCGAUCAUGAGAAUAUCAUCCCCACAAACCGCUUCGAAAGCUCUUUGCAACCGCAGUACCAUCGGCGCUGGCGCUAGCGAUGGACUCUUCACGGCCGAUGUGGAUGGUCCCGAAAGCAGUCAAUCGCUCAUCGGGGCCUCAUUCGCUGCAUCCUACAAGGAUCGCAUGAAUGCUCUGCGGUCAGCCAGUUCACCCUCUCCGUCAACAGACCACCUGGACGAAAAUGAACGACAGGUUAAGACAGAGGCUUUGAAGAGCCUGCUGCUCAACCCUCGUCCUCAGAGACCGUCCUCAGCCUCGGUUACGGCCCAGAAACAACAUGGAAGCUUCAGUGGGCAUUCCUCUGCCAACCAUAAUGUGCCUCACUUUGCGACUCCCCUAAGAGCAACUUCUGGGCCACCUGCUUCUUACUCGCAUGGUAUGUCUACCGAGCACCAACAACCCGUUCCUGGCAUCGGUUCGUAUUCGCCAUUACCAUACACGCAACACCACGCUUUUCACCAAUCCCAGCCCCCAUACUCGCCUCUUCGAAAGGAGGUUCUCUCGACGAAAGUUGGGAAUAGACCGACUGUUCCUGGAGAAGCGCACUACCCUCCUCCACAUACCUACGGGCAGCCAAGGUCUCCGCCUAAAUACGUACAGUACCCAAUGUACUAUCCCCCACCUCAGCACUCUCCCGUGUCACGUGCCAUCUCGGUUAGUCCGGCUGCGCAAUCUGUCGAUACUAAGAAGAUGGAGGAUGAUUUGCGACGUAUAUUGAAACUCGAUGCGCCCUCCGGUGUUUCAGCUGGUGGCAUUCAAAGCUCAUUCGCCUGACUGCAUCUACAGUCACAGAAUGCUAGCCUUUACUCUUGUGCUGAUAUUUGUUCCCGAUCAAUUCUUAUCUUGAUGCUUCGGGUCUUGAGUACCAUCUGUUCAAUGAUUGAUUUGAGCUCAACUCCAGCUUCUGAGCGCAUCUAGGGCGAUACUAAUAGCCGUGUUCGCAUCAUUGCAUGUCUUUCCUUCAGACUAUGAUAUGUCUUUAACCUUCCCGAUUUUCUAUCUGGCUCAGUAGCUAUUCUUCCCUGCUUGCCUUGUUUCUCGUUCCUUAAGGGUUUUCGUUUUGG
Molecule: messenger RNA, 1864 nt
Organism: Aspergillus aculeatinus CBS 121060
Lineage: Eukaryota; Fungi; Ascomycota; Eurotiomycetes; Eurotiales; Aspergillaceae
Product: proline-rich nuclear receptor coactivator motif-containing protein
Exons: 1
Coding region: 162-1574 (470 amino acids)
Source: RefSeq, a predicted model, not a curated record